UCAUCAGUUGUGAAUACUGAUUGAGACGGAGGAGACCCCUUCUUCACUCUGUCUCACUUUCUCUUUCCUUCUGUACGCGAUCUCUUUCACUUACUUUCAAUUGCGAAUAUUUUCACUACAAAUCACUGCAAAAUCUUUAUCUGUUUGUUGCAUUUUGGGUCCCUGUGGGUCUCUUUCCCGGAGCACCCAACGCUUCAGAGAAUUUCCCCACUCAGAUUCGAGCUGAAAUUUGCACAGUGAGUUCAGUUCAAUUCAGAGUUGAUUAAGUCUCCUCCUUUCCACCAUUUUAGGUUUUUGAAAUAUUUUCAAAUAACUGAUUCCUGUCUCUCUAAAGGUGUUGCUUUCGAAUUUGUGAUUCUCCUACUUUUAAAGGUUUGAUGGCUGCAUCAUGGCUUUGGUAACUCUGUCUACUGAUGUGAAAUGAUAGAUUUUUUUAACUAUUACUGGGAUCCUUUUAAGAAUUUGCUUGGCACAUUUCAAUUUAUAAAAUACAAAUAUGCUUACAUGGUGGGGAAAAUCAUCAUCAAAAGAAAGCAAGAAGAAAUCAAAUAAGGAAAGCUUUUUUGACACACUGCACCGGAAAUUAAAAAUUUCAUCUGAAGGUAAACUAAGCACUAGAUCUGGAGGAUCCCGUAGAAAUUGCAAUGACACAGUUUCAGAGAAGGGGGAUCGAUCUCCAACUGAAUCAAGAUCACCUUCACCUUCCAAAGUGGGCAGGUGUCAAAGUUUCAUUGAAAGACCUCAUGCUCAGCCACUUCCUCUUCCUGGUCUGCACCCUUCAAGUGUAGGCCGAGUAGAUUCUGAAAUUAGCAUAUCAUCAAAAUCAAGAUUGGAAAAGGUCUCCAAACCAUCAUUGUUUCUUCCACUUCCAACACCUGGAUGCAUCCGUUGUAAGCCAAACCCAGCAGAUUUGGAUGGAGAUAUGAUCACUGCUUCAGUCUUUAGUGAUUGCUCUGCUGACAGUGAUGAGCUACACUCACACAAUCGUAGUCCUCUAGUGGCUGACUGUGAGACUGGGAUCAGAACUGCUGCUGGCAGUCCUUCCAGCUCAAUGCCCAAGGAUCAGCCAGUUGUCGCUUCCCAGCUCAAUUCAGCAGGAGUAAAAAAACCAGGAAGUAUUCUGAGUAAUCAUACAUCUUCUACUUCACCAAAACGGAGGCCUUUACGCAACCAUGUUCCAAAUCUUCAGGUUCCUCCUCACGGUGCCUUCUACAGUGCUCCAGAUAGUUCCUUGUCAAGUCCAUCAAGAAGUCCACUGAGAGCAUUUGGCACAGAUCAGGUGUUGAAUUCUGCUUUUUGGGCCGGAAAGCCAUAUUCAGAGGUCAACUUUGUUGGAUCUGGACAUUGCUCUAGUCCAGGUUCAGGUCACAAUUCUGGACAUAAUUCGAUGGGAGGGGACAUGUCAGGACCUUUAUUUUGGCAACCAAGCAGGGGUAGUCCAGAGUAUUCUCCUGUACCUAGUCCCAGAAUGACUAGCCCUGGUCCUAGCUCUAGAAUUCAGAGUGGAGCUGUCACACCUAUUCAUCCCAAAGCCGGGGGAACACCCAUUGAAUCACAGACAGGAAGGUUUGAUGAUGGGAAACAGCAGACUCAUCGUUUGCCACUUCCUCCUUUGUCAGUCUCCAAUUCCUCACCAUUCUCUCAUUCAAAUUCUGCAGCAACAUCUCCGUCUAUGCCAAGAAGUCCUGCUAGAGCAGAUAAUCCAGGCUCUGGCUCACGUUGGAAGAAAGGAAAGCUGCUUGGUAGUGGCUCAUUUGGACAUGUCUAUCUUGGCUUCAAUAGUGAAAGUGGCGAAAUGUGUGCAGUGAAGGAGGUUACCCUGUUUUCAGAUGAUCCCAAGUCAAUGGAAAGUGCUAAGCAAUUUAUGCAGGAAAUUCAUUUAUUAAGCCGUUUACAGCAUCCAAAUAUUGUCCGGUAUUAUGGUUCUGAAACAGUUGAUGACAAGCUUUACAUAUACCUUGAAUACGUGUCUGGUGGCUCCAUACACAAACUUCUUCGAGAAUAUGGGCAGUUUGGAGAACUAGUUAUUCGUAGCUAUACUCAACAAAUUUUGUCAGGGCUUGCUUAUUUGCAUGCUAAAAAUACUCUCCAUCGGGACAUCAAAGGAGCAAAUAUACUGGUAGAUCCAACUGGUCGGGUCAAGUUGGCAGACUUUGGCAUGGCAAAACAUAUAACAGGGCAAUCGUGUCCAUUAUCAUUCAAGGGAACCCCUUACUGGAUGGCUCCUGAGGUUAUAAAGAACUCUAAUGGAUGCAAUCUUGCAGUAGAUAUAUGGAGUCUUGGAUGCACAGUUUUGGAAAUGGCUACUACCAAACCUCCUUGGUUUCAGUAUGAAGGGGUUGCUGCCAUGUUCAAGAUUGGUAAUAGCAAGGAACUCCCAACAAUACCAGAUCAUCUCUCAAAUGAAGGAAAAGAUUUUGUUAGGAAAUGUCUUCAGCGUAACCCAUAUGAUCGCCCUUCAGCGAGUGAAUUAUUGGACCACCCUUUUGUAAAACUUGCUGCACCUUUGGAAAGACCUAUUCUGGUUCCUGAAGCAAUGGAUCCUGUUUCUGGGACUACACAGGGAGCAAAACCUCUGGCAAUUGGACAUGCAAAGAAUCUUUCUACCUUGGAUUCAGAUAGACUUGCUGUUCAUUCUUCAAGAUUUUUGAAAAUUAAUCCUCAUGAAAGUGAAAUCCAUAUUCCAAAGAAUAUAUCUUGCCCCGUAUCUCCCAUUGGAAGCCCACUUUUAAGGUCAAGAUCACCACAGCACAGGAAUGGUAAAAUGUCUCCUUCUCCCAUAUCCAGCCCACGAACUGCUUCCGGGGCAUCUACACCUCUCGCUGGUGGCAGUGGUGCCAUUCCUUUUGGUAAUCACUCUAAACAGUUAAUUUACUUUCAAGAGAGUUUUGGAAGCAUCCCUAAGUCCUCAAAUGGUGUGUACGUUAAUGGCCCUGCUCAUCAUGACUCAACUGUUGACAUUUUUCGAGGAAUGCAAAUAGGGUCUCACAUUCAAUCAGAGCUGGUUUCCACUGAAAAUGAUGUUCUGGUUAAGCAGUUUGCAAGGCCUCCUCAUGCAGAGCCAUAUGAUUUUCAGUCAGUCUUGGCAGAUCGUGUUGGCCGGCAGCUGCUGCGUGAACAUGUUAAGAUUAACCCAUCCCUUGAUCUCAGUCCCAACUCAUCUUUGCUAAGCCGCCCAAAUGGUUUAUGACAUCACGAUCUUUUCCUGGGCCACUCAUCUGAGCAGCUGUUGAAGUUUCUCAGAAUACCUUUUGGUCAUGACGAUAUGUUCAUUGUUCUGUUUGCGAAAAUAUAAUUAUACAAUAAGGAGCCAAAGCACAAGAGAAUCACUGUAAAUAACUUUGCGACGGAGAAUAGGCUGCACCGGGCACCAUAGUGCAUUUUGCAUGGCUUCAGGCUCAGGCUCGUGGAGUUCAUCCAUUUGUGCCACAGCAUUAAACUUUCUGACAAUUUGUCCAUAUCAAGCAAUCAACUCACUAAUCUCACUUGUUGGCAAAGAAGAACUUGUUAUUGUAUGUAACAUAUUUAAGAUGCUGCAUCUGCAUGAGAUGUUUCUCUCCUGCACUUGAGAUACUAUAAAUGACAGAGUUCGUGCAAUGACAAAUGCAUCUCCUGGAAUUGGAACACCAGAGAAAUGGUUAAAAUUGAUACAAAACUUAACUUGUAGACUAUUUUCUUUUUGGAGGAUAGACAUUGUUGUACAGUAGAUAGGAAACUGUAUUGUGAUUAUUCUGAAUUUAGGGAUGGAGACCUCGAUUACAUUGUGGGCUUAAAUGUAUUAUUGUCAUUGCGUACUCUACUACUGGAUCUGUUCUGCUCUGUACAUCAUUGUUCAACAGCAAAAUGGAAGAAAUAUCAUCUUAUCAUUGGUUAA
Messenger RNA from Vigna radiata var. radiata (mung bean), 3874 nucleotides. RefSeq names its product mitogen-activated protein kinase kinase kinase YODA. Gene Ontology annotation, biological process: protein phosphorylation. Gene Ontology annotation, molecular function: protein kinase activity; ATP binding. NCBI's taxonomy places the organism in Eukaryota, Viridiplantae, Streptophyta, Magnoliopsida, Fabales, Fabaceae. The coding region runs from base 497 to 3190 and encodes 897 amino acids. The transcript is spliced from 12 exons. The record is from RefSeq and is a predicted model, not a curated record.